This is a messenger RNA of Cuculus canorus (common cuckoo), 5198 nucleotides long. It is a transcript of the gene RBM27, whose product is annotated as RNA binding motif protein 27. Gene Ontology annotation, cellular component: nucleus. Gene Ontology annotation, biological process: mRNA processing. The record is from RefSeq and is a predicted model, not a curated record. Lineage: Eukaryota; Metazoa; Chordata; Aves; Cuculiformes; Cuculidae. The coding region runs from base 118 to 3138 and encodes 1006 amino acids. Gene Ontology annotation, molecular function: RNA binding; metal ion binding. The transcript has 21 exons.
CGGCGCUCGCUUUCGUAGUGUGCGGCCGCUGCGCUCGCGGUUCCGGUUCCGGUGCGGGAGCGGGGCCGGGCGGCCAUGGCGGCGGCCUAGGGCGCAGCCGGGCGGGGUGGCGGCACCAUGAUCAUAGAGAACGUGGACGCUCUCAAGUCUUGGCUGGCCAAGCUGCUGGAGCCGAUAUGUGACGCAGACCCCUCAGCCUUGGCUAACUAUGUUGUGGCAUUAGUCAAGAAGGACAAACCAGAGAAAGAGCUGAAAGCUUUCUGUGCCGAUCAGCUGGAUGUCUUUCUGCAAAAAGAAACUUCAGGGUUUGUUGAUAAACUUUUUGAAAGUCUGUACACAAAGAGUUAUCUUCCUUCUCUUGAACCCACAAAAGCAGAAGCGAAGCCUGCAGGUCAGGAAAAAGAAGCCAACAAGGAAGAGUUGUCUCUUAAACAGAAUUUUCAAGAGUCAGUUGAAGAGGAGCGGGAUAGCAGGAAGAAGAAAUACUCCAGUCCACAGAGAAGCCGUGCAGAUUCCAGUGAACAAAGAACCCGAGAGAAAAAGCGAGAUGAUGGGAAAUGGAGGGACUACGACAGGUACUACGACAGGGACUUGUACAGAGAGAAGUCCAGCUGGCGGCGUGGCAGGAGCAAAAGCCGCAGUAAAAGCAGAGGGCUGAGUCGCAGCCGUAGCCGCAGCAGGGGCAGAAGCAAAGACCGUGACGCAACCAGGAGUGUGGCAGAGCACCGAGAGAGAUCAAAAUUCAAGAGUGAAAGAAACGAUGUUGAAAGCUCGUAUAAUCCGGUUUCUGUGUCGCCCAGUAAAUCUUCUGAGCAGUAUUCCUCUGCACAAGCUAUUCCCAGUGCUGUUACUGUAAUUGCACCUGCGCACCACCUUGAAAACACAACUGAGAGCUGGUCAAAUUACUACAACAAUCAUAGCAAUCCCAGUUCCUUUGGCAGAAACCCUCCUCCUAAAAGAAGAUGUCGAGAUUAUGACGAGCGAGGAUUUUGUGUGCUUGGUGACCUUUGCCAGUUUGAUCAUGGAAAUGAUCCUUUAGUAGUAGAUGAAGUUUCCCUGCCCAGUAUGAUUCCUUUUCCUCCGCCACCACCGGGACUUCCUCCUCCGCCUGGCAUGCUUCUGCCACCUCUGCCAGGUCCCACUCGCAACCUGAGGCUGCCAGUUCCACAGGCUCAUCCACAGCCACCACCUCCCGUUGUGCUUCCUGUACCAAGGCCACCUUUAACACAGUCAAGUUUGAUCAAUAAUCGUGACCAGCCUGGGACAAGUGCCGUUCCCAGUCUUGCACCUGUAGGAGCAAGGCUACCUCCUCCCUUACCCCAGAACCUGCUGUACACAGUAUCCGAACAUACAUAUGAGCCAGAUGGCUAUAACCCUGAAGCUCCUAGUAUUACCAGUGCCGGUAGAUCUCAGUACCGACAGUUCUUUACGAGAGCACAAACGCAGCGUCCAAAUCUAAUUGGCCUAACAUCUGGGGAGAUGGAUACAAAUCCAAGAGCUGCCAACAUUAUCAUCCAGACUGAACCUCCUAUUCCCAUUACAAAUAAUAGCAGCACUGUAACUAGAGUUGUCCUUGAACCAGACAGCAGGAAAAGAUCUCCAAGUAGCAUGGAAUGUCCACCAUUAAAGAAACCAUGGCUGGGAAAGCAAGCAAAUAACAACCAGAAUAAGCCAGGAUUUUUGAAGAAGAAUCAGUACACUAAUACAAAACUAGAAGUUCGAAAAAUUCCACCAGAACUGAACAAUAUUACACAGCUCAACGAACAUUUCAGCAAGUUUGGAACUAUUGUAAACAUUCAGGUUGCUUUCCAGAACGAUCCUGAAGCUGCUCUAAUUCAGUACUUAACUAACGACGAGGCUAGGAAAGCAAUUUCCAGCACAGAGGCUGUUCUGAACAACCGAUUUAUAAGGGUGCUCUGGCACAGGGAAGGUGAGCAGCAGUCUCCGUUGCAGCAGCAGCAGCAGCAGCAGACACCCACACAGUCUCUCCAUCACCAACUGCACCUGCAGCAGCAAGCCCUGGCCACCUCUCCGGCUGUGACAAUGCACAGCAACCUGUCAAAGGUGAUGACGAAACCACUGGCCUCUGGUGCCUAUGUGCUUAACAAAGUCCCAGUGAAACGUCGCCUCGGGGGAGCCGGCGGAAGCCAGCCUGACUUAAGCCAGCCCGGGGCUGUGGUAGAGGACUCUCCGACGUUUCCUGCUUCUACCAGUCACUCAAAAAUGGUUUACAGUUCUUCAAGCUUGAAGACAUCAAUGAAGCCUGGUGCAGGCUCUAAACCCCACGAUGUGCAAGAAGCCCUGAAAAAAAAACAGGAGGCAAUGAAACUCCAACAAGACAUGAGGAAAAAGCAGCAGGAGAUGUUAGAGAAACAAAUAGAAUGCCAGAAGAUGUUGAUAUCCAAGCUGGAGAAAAAUAAGGCUGUGAAACCAGAAGAGAGAGCAGAAAUCAUGAAGACCUUAAAAGAACUCACGGGAAAAAUAUCUCAGUUAAAGGAUGAAUUAAAAACUUCAUCCACAACCUCUACGCCAUCAAAACUGAAGUCCAAGACAGAGGCACAAAAGGAACUUUUAGAUGCAGAACUGGACUUUCACAAGAGAUUGUCUUCUGGAGAGGACACAACAGAGCUGCGAAAAAAGCUAAAUCAGUUACAAGUAGAGGCUGCCCGCCUAGGCAUUUUGCCUGCUGGUCGAGGAAAGACUGUGCCUGCCCAAGGACGAGGAAGAGGACGGGGUCGUGGUGGGAGAGGAAGGGGCAUGUUGAAUCAUAUGGUGGUAGAUCAUCGUCCCAAAGCACUGACAGUUGGAGGCUUUGUUGAAGAGGAGAAGGAUGAAUUGCUACAGCACUUCUCUAAAUUUGGAGAUAUUGAAGACCUUCAAGAAGAGGAUUCCCCACUAAGUGUCGUUCUAACUUUUAAAUCUCGCUCAGAAGCUGAGAAUGCUGCUAACCAAGGAUCCCAGUUCAAGGACCGACGGCUACAGAUAUCAUGGUACAAGCCUAAGGUACCUUCGGUGUCUACAGAAAUUGAGGAAGAGGAGUCUAAGGAAGAGGAGACUGAAACUUCAGAUUUAUUUUUGCACGAAGAUGAUGAUGAUGAUGACGAAGAUGAGGAUGAAUCCCGUUCUUGGAGAAGAUGAAACUUGAUGUUGGAAAUGUAUAAUUUUAGGAAUAUAAUUCAAGCUGCAUCUUUUAAACAUUUAUUUAAGGAAGUUGAUGAGCCAAAAAAAGCUUUACUUUCUUUUCAAACCACAAGGUUUAAAGUGAGCAAAGUUUGUUAUAAAACAUUUCUGAUCUCGAGCUGUGAUACUAAGGUAGCCAAAGGCCCAGUAACAUUUUACAUUAUUACCAAGCUCACCAGGGUGGUGAUUUUUUUCUAUUUAAGAAGGAUCAAAAACCAGGGAGGGAAUAGUAUUUUCUUGUCCUUUUUUUGUCACCUGUAUUUCCUUGUUUUGGGUUUUUUAUAAUGCGAUUGAUUUGUUAGUUUAUAAUUGAAAAGAUAUUACAGGUUUUAUUUAGCAAUAUAAUGGGGUCAGGGGAAAUACGCAAUUUUCAUUAAAUGUUAUGAAAGAAAAAACUGCCUCAUUUGCUAAUUGAAAAAGGGUAGCAUUUUAUUUCAUAUGGAGUCAGUGUAGGACUUGUGGCUAAAUUCAUAACUCAAUUAUUUCUAUAUGUUUGAAAGCCACAUGGUUUCUGUCCUCUGCUCUUUGUGAGAAGAGAUGGAAGGAGAAAUUUAACAGGGCAUCGUUAGAAUAUUGUCCAGUUCACAUGGUUUCCUCAAAUUGUGCUUCAUAGAAGGCAUCAGCAGUGACAUCUGUUUGAGGGGAUUUGCACUCCCCAUUGAUUUUCUUCUGUAGUUUCAGUACAGAUUCAAGCUGAAAUCAGACUGCUUUACUGCAUUUCAGUACUUGCAAGCGUGAAUGUAAUGAGUUUCACACCUCCUAAAAAGUAAAACAGCUGAACUGGCACUGCCUACCAGCCAGCAGAAAUUCUUUCUCCUCUCCCUUUACCAACUGUUUAUGUUCAAACCAAAUCCAUGCAGCAUUCAGAGCAAAAGGCUUUUCUGCUGACUGAGUCUGUGUCCUGCUCAAAGGCUUGGUUAGAGCAGUAGUGCGUCUCGAGAGGAGCACGCAGAAUGCUGGGCUUGGAAGGUUCCUCAUUUAUCUGUGAGUGUAUUUGUGUCCAGAUAUACGUAGGACAAGCACCGUUCUGUCCUCAGUUGCCUUAUUGUACCAUCUUAAAGACUCCCUCAAGCUGACCUGCCCCAGUGCGGGGUGUGUGACUGCAGAGGCGAGGGUGACGCCUGCAGGCUGAACUCCUGCCUGGCUCCUGCCCCUCACGAAGCUGUCAUCGAGUGGGCAUCUCCCUCCACUCCUUCCCCUCCUACCAUGCACUGCCCAGUGCAGUUUAUGUACGUUCCUGUACGGAUAAGACACAGCAUGGGUGCAAAAGGGCUCUCUCCCUUUUGGGUAAUUGGCUCCAGUACAUUUGCCAGCAAGUUCCUGGCUGCAGAAAGCUAUACAUCAAAGCCUUUAAUUUCUGAUGGCCCUGAACUUGGCCAGGGCAGUGUCCUGUGCAUGCCACUGGGCUCGCUGUUCCCCAAAUUCUGUCAUCCUUGGUGUAGCAGAAUCCAAGCCCAUGUGAGCGCCUAUUUUCAUGUCCACUGGAGGGAAUGUGUCAGUGUCCUGACUCUUCACAUCUAAACCUCACCUCUUGAUACAGUUGGGGUUGCCGUGCUAACGCUGAGGCUAAAUUACAGAUGUGAAGAACCGAGGGGAACCGGUCCUCUCAGCUUUGAAGAAUGUCUUUGCUUUUCUCCAAUCACCUCUAUGUUUUUUUUAUGGCUGUGGCUCAGUCAGUAUAAAUUCUGAAAAAUCCAUUGUGACAAACACCUUUGAGUCCUGACAGUUUAAAAAUGAGAGAGGGAACAAAAGGAUUUAUAUAUUUUUCUGUACAGAGUUUUUUCUUAAACUGUAUAAUUUUGUAAAUAUUUUGAUUUUUUUGUGUACUAAAACUACCAGCGUAUAGAUUUCCAUAAGAAUUGUUGUAUUUUUGUAUUUGGAAAAUGAAAAUUAUAGUGGAUGGAUGGAGCUGUAAGACGCGUUGCAGUAGGCUUUGACAGGUGUAGACUGGGAUUCCUUUUCACAGGGUUUUGGCUCCACAGUGACCCUACGUGGUGUGCUGCACCAGCCGUUUGCUG